AUGGUAGACGCUGAAUCCCGCAUGUCCAAGCGUGUGUUCGACCCAGUGGACUGCGCCGUGCGUAUCAUCGGGUCGUGCGGAACAUCUAGNCCUGCUGCUGGUGACCAGGAGCAGCACGUGACUGCACCGGCGCUGCCGGACGGAGUCGCGCUGCCGAAUGUGCGCGCCACUGACGACCUGCAGGAAUUCGCGGAGCCUGCGGCAGCGACGGACCUCGAUCUCACUACCCCUCCUGACUCUCCGGCCGAGAAAGUGACAGAGCUGGUAAGGUACACUAGCGUGUUUCAAGUGGACAAGGAGUCGAAGGAUGUUGGUGAUACGACGCUCUACAUAGAUACAGCGGCGUCGAGCCAUAUGGUAGACGCUGAAUCCCGCAUGUCCAAGCGUGUGUUCGACCCAGUGGACUGCGCCGUGCGUAUCAUCGGGUCGUGCGGAACAUCUAGCGCUACCAAAAAAGGCACCCUAAAGUUUGGAAUUCGUAGUGGGCAAGGCAACAUUGUGACGGUGGCACUGGACGUCCUCCUGGUUCGUAAUCUAGGAGCGAAUAUUCUGUCGGUUGGAGCGUUGGCCGAAAAGGGGGUUAAGUGCGAUUUAAUGUCUAUCCCUCCGGCGCUCCGACGCGGCGACCAGGCCUUUCCGAUAUCAAUCGCUGUGCCUCGCAUGUACGUGAUAAACGUCAUCAUUGACGAUCUCAACAUGGACGAUGUAGAAGUGUAUCGCACCAAGGUCGACGCUCACCUGUGGCACCGUAGGAUGGGCCACUGCAAUCCGCGUGCACUGCAGCAGCUGGCGGAAAUGGACACCACUGGAGUAAAGUUCCAUCACAACAUCGAGUCAGGUGACUGCAGCGUAUGCGCGGUCGGGGAUAGCAAGAAGGGCAGUCACCCUCCAUCUGAUCACCCCCACUCUGAAACCCGGCUAGAGAUUAUGUGCGCCGACGUGUGCGGGAAGCACCCCAUCAAGUCGUUUGGGGGCUGCCAGAGUACCGUGAUGUUCACUGACGUGUUUUCUCGCAUGAGGUUCGGCUUCCCAAUCACGACAAAAGAUGAAACGGCGGAGUCUCUCCACAAAUUUGUCCGGGAGGUAGCCGACCCGAUCGGGCAAAGCAUCGGCACGAUGCACUGCGAUGGUGCAGGAGAAUUCCAGGGCAGAUUCCUGAAGCUGUGCAAGUCCCUCGGAAUUACGGUCGAAACUAGCGCUCCAUACACUCCACAGCGGAAUUCCAUCGCAGAACGUGGAUUUGGCACCAUCACCGGAACUACUCGCAAACUAAUGCUGGGCGCACCGCACCUUCCCAGCGAGCUGUGGGCUGAAGCAUUCCAGACCGCCAUCUAUCUCAAGAAUCGCACACCAACUGAAGUCCUGGGCGGCAAAUCCCCACUCGAGGGGGGUAAGCCGCUAGGUAAUCUGCUGCACAUUCACGAAUGGGGUUCGAUGGCCUUCAAACACGAGGAAGCGCGUUUCCGUCCCAACAAGCUUGCGGCCAGGGCCAAGAAGAUGUAUCUGGUAGGCUAUAAUACCAAGGGUAGGUCGUACAGACUGUGGGAUCCUGCGGAGCCUUCUAAAAUCACCAACUCUGCCGAAGUAUCCUUCCGUGAAAAGGAGAUGCGCGACGUGGUUAAACCCAAAGUAGGGCGCGAUCCGUUUCCUGUGCCAAACACGACAAUCUACCAGCCUUGUAUGGCAGAAUCUAACGAAGAAGCAACUAACGACGAUAGCGAUGAAGAAGAAGACCAAAGUACUGCAGAGUCGACACCAUCUGUUCCAGAACCACGACGGAGCGCCAGGGCAUCUGCACUGCCGCAAAGGUGGAACAAGCUCUUCUGA
Molecule: messenger RNA, 1827 nt
Organism: Ectocarpus sp. CCAP 1310/34
Lineage: Eukaryota; Phaeophyceae; Ectocarpales; Ectocarpaceae
Source: the annotation of a GenBank genome assembly